Molecule: messenger RNA, 3171 nt
Organism: Callorhinchus milii (elephant shark)
Lineage: Eukaryota; Metazoa; Chordata; Chondrichthyes; Chimaeriformes; Callorhinchidae
Product: ubiquitin-conjugating enzyme E2 variant 3
Exons: 12
Coding region: 154-1584 (476 amino acids)
Biological process (GO): protein modification process; carboxylic acid metabolic process; protein transport
Molecular function (GO): oxidoreductase activity, acting on the CH-OH group of donors, NAD or NADP as acceptor
Source: RefSeq, a predicted model, not a curated record
GGCGCUGGGAGCUCCCGGCCCAGAGGCUGCAGAUCGAGAGGCUCUUCUCGCCGCCCCCACACAAUCCCAUCCCGAUCCCUCUCUCUCCCACUCGUAGACGCCCGAACUCGACGCGGAAGCGACGUCUCUGAGAGGGAAACUCGGGAUCCAGAGAUGGAGUUUAAUCAACAAAUACUAAAGAAACGUCUGGAGAAGUAUAAAUUCCGGGACCUGACCAUCGAGGAGCUGAAAAAUGUGCACAAGAAAUACCCAGAAUUCCGAUUUUCAAUGGACAAGUACACGUUCAACGAUGGCUCACAGAGAGACCUGCUCAACCUGCUGGGUACUGUACCCGUCACAUAUCAAGGAUUUUCCUACAAUAUUCCAGUCCGCCUGUGGAUCCUUGACUCCCACCCGUUCGGGCCACCUCUGUGCUUCCUGAGGCCAACCCCGGACAUGGUUAUCCGCGAGGGGAAACAUGUGGAUGUGCAGGGACGGGUUUAUUUACCUGGUCUACAGCACUGGAGCCAUCCCAAGUCUGAUGUGGUGAGUUUGCUGAACGAGAUGUCGCUGACCUUUGGGAACGAGCCGCCCUUGUUCUCCAAGCCCAGCACGGACGGAAGGUCGGUGACCGAGCUCAGCGCCAUCCUGGCUGAGGUCACCACAGGUAUCUCAGGCACCAGCCUACAAACAAAGGAGCCAAGUCCACAUCUCCCACCUUACAGCAAAGUCACUGUGCUGGGCAGUGGGGAUCUGGCCAUGGCCUGUGUCACCAGCAUCUUAGCUAAGGAAAUUGUGGAGAGACUGGUGUUCAUUCAGACAUCGGAGAACACGCUGAGAGGAGGUUCCUUGGAACUCGAGAUCUUCAGUCUCCCCCGAGUGGACAGCAGCAAAGACAUGUCGGCCUCGGCAGGCUCCAACGUGGUGGUUGUCACAGCGAACACGCUGGGGAAGGAGGGAUCAUAUGUGAACGUGCUGCAGAGCAACGUGGAGCUGUUCAGGUCCCUCAUCCCCAGUGCCGUGAUGUACAGCCCCCACUGUGUGCUCGUCAUCGCCUCCCAGCCAGUGGACGUGAUGAGCUUCGUGGCCUGGAAGCUGAGUGGCUUUGCUCCACAGCGAGUGCUGGGGACCGGCUGUAACCUGGACACUCAGCGCCUCCGCUACCUGCUGCGGCCCCUCUGCCAGCCCCCGGCUCACCAGCCCUGGCUCAUCGGGGAGCAUGGGGAGAACCAAGUGGCUGUACUGAGGGGCCCAGGUAGGGAUGGGACUCCAGACCUCACCGCAGACCAUCAAACAUACGAGGAGGCAGCACGUCGGGCAGUCCAGGGGCUGAAGGAGAAAGGCCAAAGGUCAUGGUGUGUGGGGCUGUCGGUAGCUGAUCUGACUGAAACCAUCCUGAGCCAGCAUGGGAGGCCACACUCCGUUUGCACACUGGCACAGGGCUAUCACGGGGUUGGCAGCGAGGUGUACCUGAGUCUGCCCUGCCUGCUGGGUGGCUUUGGGGUGCUGGAGGUCACGGCCCUGGAGCUGACACAGGAGGAGGAAGAGAAGCUGCAGAACAGCGCGACAACACUCCGGAACCUACUACAACAGCUGACGCUUUGACACCCAUCACCCAAAGUUGAUACAAGAGUGCAUGAAAGGGGAGGGGUAAGUCGCGGUGGGUAGAUGGGAGCCAUAACUACUAACAUUCAUACUGAGCACAGCCACGCUCCCCAGCCUUGGCUGGUAACCCACAGUCUGUCUGGGGCACAGGCAGGGUGUGCCCACACUGCCAGCCUCAGCAUUGAGUGUCCUCUUGGCUUCAGAUAAUCUUUUGGUCAUGGAUCAUGCAUUGUAUCUGGGAAGAUGUCUGCCCCAACUGUCUUCAAGCUAAAUCAACCAUCCACUUCCUAGCUGUGUGGGAUCAUUGCUGUGCAAAAAUUGGCUGUUGCAUUUGUUUUAAAAAUACACAGUCACUCCACUCGACAGCAGUAACCUGUAAAGCACUUCUAUAGAUUACAUCGAACAUUGUAGCAUGCAAACAGGCCAUCUAGCCCAGCUCCGUGCCGGUAUUUAUACUUCACUCGAGCACCCAUCCCUCCUAACAGGCUCUAUAUCAAGUGUCAAAGCGCUACACAGUUAAUUGUCAAAUGAAACACGUUCUAACUUUAAGAUGUCUACACCCCUCACCCCAUCCCUGCCCCACCAAUGGUGGCCAAGCAUUUCGCCCCCUUGCCCUGACUCUCUGAAACAUUCUCCCUAAAUCCCUUCACACUGGCCUGCUUCAUGUCCCCCGUCCUGCCCGCCUCAUCAUCGAUGGUCAGGCCUUCAGUCUUUCUGCCCCCAUCUUUUGGAACUCCAUCUCACAGUCCCUUCACCUCGCCCUUCCCUUAUCUCCUUGAAGGCCCAUAUCAUGACCCUCCACUUCAACCGUGCCUUUGUUCACCCUCCUAUUACCUACCUUCCCUGCCCUCUUGAUCCCAACUCCCAGCUCGGGCACAAAUCCUUGGAUGUCAAGCGCCUUAGGACCUCUCCCAACGUGAAAAGUGCUUUAAAUCUUACCUGUUUGAUUUUGGUCACCUUGUACCCUGCUCGUGCUCCCUCUCUGUACUGCAAAUUGCUUUGAGACAUUUAACUAUGUGAAAGCUGCUAUCUCAGUGCAAAUUGUUGAAAUAAAUAAUGCUAACUGGACAGCAUAGCAGUGCACAACUCCUUCUCUGGGCAGAUGGGUGUCUGACCCGCAUGAAAAUUCAUUAGCGUGCUUGAGUAUCCAAACCAAAGUGAGAGUUCCACAUAUGUAUGUCAGAAUGUGGCUGGGGUAACUCCUGGAGUCCAACCAGCUAAAACCACAUAGCUUGUCAUUGAUAGUACUGUCUGGCAAGCUUUCCUGCUGCUUGUCCAGCUAGGAUCACACUACCCCCCAACCCGAAAGAUUGUCGAAGGUGCCAUCCCUCAGAUGAGACAUUAAACCCAGGUCCUGUCUGCCUGUUCAGGGGGAUGCUACAGCUGACAUAACACUAUGAAAGAAAGAAGGGAGUUUCUCCAGAUGUCUUGGCUAAAAAUCCUCCAAAUAAAAUGGGUCACUCACUUCAUGGCGAUUCAGACUUCUGUAUAUACAUUGGCUGCAGUUACCCUACAAAUACAGUCACUACAAAUGACAUCAGUUCCCAGCACUAUGAAAUGUCUCAUUAAAAAAGGAUCAACAUCAAA